Hypomesus transpacificus is the source of this 1331-nucleotide messenger RNA. It is a transcript of the gene med27, whose product is annotated as mediator complex subunit 27. Gene Ontology annotation, molecular function: transcription coactivator activity. The record is from RefSeq and is a predicted model, not a curated record. Gene Ontology annotation, biological process: regulation of transcription by RNA polymerase II. The transcript is spliced from 8 exons. Gene Ontology annotation, cellular component: mediator complex. NCBI's taxonomy places the organism in Eukaryota, Metazoa, Chordata, Actinopteri, Osmeriformes, Osmeridae. Bases 37 to 972 code for a protein of 311 amino acids.
GCGCCACUCUGCUUUUUGGUCCAGUAGAAAGAAAAUAUGGCGGACGUAAUGAAUGUUGGUGUCAAUUUAGAAGCAUUUUCUCAGGCUAUCAAUGCUAUUCAGGCACUUCGUUCAAGUGUAACAAGGGUGUUUGAUUCUCUUAAAGAUGGAAUGAAAAAUAAAGAAACACUUGAAGGCCGGGAAAAGGUUUUCACAACCGAAUUUCAAGACAAUCUGCAGUCAGUGAAUCGCGAUCUAAAUGAGUUGGAGCGUUUAAGUACUCUGGUUGGACGUCCGUCAGAAAGCCACCCUCUCCACAACAGUGGUCUGUUGAGUCUGGAUCCAGUUCAGGACAAGACUCCUCUUUACAGUCAGCUACUGCAGGCAUACAAAUGGUCCAACAAAUUGCAAUACCAUGCUGGGCUCGCCUCCAGUUUGCUCAACCAGCAGUCACUCAAACGCUCAGCCAAUCAGAUGGGAGCAUCAGCCAAAAGAAGACCCAAGGUCCAGCCCAGUACGCUGGUCCUGUCCCCGCAGUAUGUGGAUGAUGUCAUCUCUAGGAUCAGGCGCAUGUUCCCUGACAUGCCCAUAGAACUGUUCCGACCCAACGGAACCUCAGCUGUGCUGCUGGUCACGCUAGGGAAGGUCCUAAAGGCCAUCUUGGUGAUGAGGAGUCUGUUCAUCGACCGCACCAUCGUCCGAGGCUUCAACGAGAACAUCUACUCUGAUGACGGCAAGCUGGAUAUCUGGUCCAAGUCCAACUACCAGGUGUUUCAGAAGGUGACGGACCACGCCACUACAGCUCUGCUGCACUACCAGCUCCCACAGAUGCCUGAUGUGGUGGUACGCUCCUUCAUGACGUGGUUGAGGAGCUACAUCAAGUUGUUUCAGAGUCCGUGUCAGCGAUGUGGACGCUUCCUCCAGGACGGCCUCCCUCCCACCUGGAGAGACUUCCGCACCCUCGAGGCCUUCCACGAUACCUGCCGGCAGUAACACACACACAGCGCUGUAAAUAUGCACACACACGCUCUCACCCACUUUACACUUAACAAAGAAAAAAAUUGCUUUGCAUCCCUCAGCCCCCCCCCCCCCCCACCUACCCACCCAUCCCCCCCAUUGUUUUUGAAGUAUUCAAUAUUUCAUGCUGUGAGUUGGCAGUGUGUGUGGAGAGGGUGUAUGGAAGUGGGAGAUGUAACCCAGAAAAUCUGUGAUUUCAAUUUGGUUCAAAACUCCUCACCUACUUUUGUAAACCCCUGAAACCUCCUGAAAAAAAUCUUCUUUUGUAAACUCCUGAAAAAAGUUCUGUUUUGUAAUAUUAAUACAUUGAAAUAAAGUUAAAUAGUUAAUGAAAA